Messenger RNA from Drosophila hydei, 1221 nucleotides. Its product is annotated as venom allergen 5. The transcript is spliced from 4 exons. Lineage: Eukaryota; Metazoa; Arthropoda; Insecta; Diptera; Drosophilidae. The coding region runs from base 322 to 1122 and encodes 266 amino acids. The record is from RefSeq and is a predicted model, not a curated record.
AAGCUCAGUGAGUGAAGCGCACUGAGUGCGAUUUAUUGAAGAAGUGAGUGAAAUCCUGACGCUAAAGCUUAGGACAUAAGCAGAUAUAGCUCAAAGAGUUAACCUCAGUAAGGUUAUGUGAAUACGGUGAGCCGAACUAACGAAUCAAGCGUAGGAGUCAGACCAAUCGAUAAAGGCCAAGCGAAUCGAGUCAGACUAAGCGCAGAAGAAAGCUUUUAGCUAUUCUUCUAAUUUCGUUACACUGAUAAGGCGUCACGACUUGCAUGCAACGGUAGAAUAUAAAGGAACGAUACAAGCGAUUGGCUUACACACAGUUUCACCAUGACUGAACGUAGAAUUACCUGGCUGCUGAUCGCAGCAAUGGCUUCGAGCUGCUUAUUGAAGGGCAGCCUGGCUGGACACACCGAUUAUUGCCAGCUGUGUGAUGACGACGUAACGCAUAUAGCCUGUGGCAACGAUGGGAGUUUCUCCGACGAGUGCCCGUCGAACGCGAAGCUGCUGACUAUAGAGGAGGAUGAGCAGCAGGCUAUUGUCGCGGCGCACAACGAGGUGCGCCAGCAAUGGGCCCAAGGAAAUGGCCAUGUUAAGGUCAAGGCCUGCCGCAUGGCCACCGUCGAAUGGGAUGCAGAGCUGGCGAAGCUAGCCGAAUUGAAUGUGAAGCAGUGCGUCAUGGAACAUGACGAUUGUCAUAGUACGGACCGAUUCAUAAACUCCGGACAGAAUCUGUUCAUUACGGGUUUCUCCGGUAUGGGUGCACCGGAUAUGUCCACCCUCCUGCGCAGCGCAGUCGAAGAGUGGGCACUCGAAGGCAAAGACGUCAAGGCCGGGUAUCUAGCCAAGUAUCCCGACAACUACAAUGGACCCACCAUUGGCCACUUUACGAUGGUGGUCCAUGAGCGAAGCAUCGCUGUCGGUUGUGCAGCUUCCAACUUUGAUGAAGACGGUUUCAACACGUUCUUAGUGGCAUGCAACUAUGCCACAACCAACUUUAUAGGCUGGCCAGUAUACUCGGCUUGCCAUAAGGCGGGCGAACAUUGUAAAGCUGGCAAAAAUCCCAAUUACCCCGCGCUGUGCUCUACCAGCGAAAGUGUGGAUUACAACUUUAAUGAUCAGGGAAUAUAAUGUUGGUUGGCCCAAUAAGAAUCCUUUGAAGGACUUUAUUACCAAAUGAUAAAGUUAUAUCUAAAGAUUCAAUAUAUUUAUAUGCAUGCACAUUUCAAA